AUGGCUACUUCAGGUGUGGCUGCUUCAUUCUUACCGGGCGGGCGAACUGUUCAUUCAAGGUUUAAGCUUCCACUGCAUGUUGAUGAUAAAAGUAGUGGUAACAUAAGCAUACAAUGCAGUCUUGCUAAAAUGAUAGUAGCUGCAAAACUUGUGGUGUGGGAUGAAGCCUCCAUGGCUAAUCGACAUUCUAUAAAAGCGCUUGAUGAAUCACUUCAAAAAUUGAUGUCAAACGACUUACCUUUUGGAGGAAAGACAGUUUUAUUUGGUGGAGAUUUCAGACAGAUUCUCCCCAUUGUACCCGGUGGAUCAAGAGAAUCUAUGAUUGCCGCUAGCAUUGUUGCUACAAAGAUUUGGCCGGUUGUCACCAAGAUUAAACUAGAGGAAAAUAUGAGAGCCAAAGAAGAUCCUGAUUUUGUUUCAUUUCUAAUGCGAAUUGGCAAUGUUAUCAAGUACUGA
Molecule: messenger RNA, 456 nt
Organism: Erythranthe guttata (spotted monkey flower)
Lineage: Eukaryota; Viridiplantae; Streptophyta; Magnoliopsida; Lamiales; Phrymaceae
Source: RefSeq, a predicted model, not a curated record